GGCCGAAUUGAUGAUGAAGUGCACUAUAUAGGGUGUGGAGUCUCUUCUAUCGACCCUAAAUAGGACAUAGUGACUAGAGUGCGUUAGUAAAUGUACACGACCGUUGAUUUUUGUUACAGAAGCUGGUUCGUUUUGUCGAUGAUUUUAAAUUGGUGUAUUGGAGACCUUUGGGCAUCUUUGGUAGCGUCAAUGACCAUUUAUUUCCUCUCUACCUGCUAAGAACCUCCCAAAUCAAUUAUGAGCAGCUCCACUCAGAGGAAGAGACGGACGACUUCCACUUCAGGUUCACGACGCAAGAGCAAAAGAAGCAGGACACAAAUGUCUCAAGCCUCAGUGGAGACCAUUGACGUUCUAGAAAGCGAUAGAUUAAGCAGUGAAGAGGUAGUAGACUUAACGUGUGAAGGAUCUGAGCCAGCUGUGGUUGAUCUCACAAACAAUGAUUCCGUGGUGGUUGUGGAUGAUGGUACACAGAGCAGACGUAUGCAGGGCACAGAGAGUUAUGUGCUGAGUAGCGAUGAUGAGGAAGAGCCGAGUCAGAGUCUUAGUCCAGCUCUUCUGUCAUCGUUACAUGCAAGUGCAAGAGCCAGGUCUACACCCGGAGCAGUCAGCUGCCCUGUGUGCAUGGAUGCUUAUGCAGAGAUCAUCGAGAGUGGGCGGCUUAUGGUCUCUACCAAGUGUGGCCACUUGUUCUGUAGCCAGUGCAUCCGUGACUCCCUCGCCCGGGCUCACAACUGCCCCACGUGCCGGAAGAAACUAACUUAUAAACAGUAUCACCCUAUCUAUAUCUGAGACAGAAAGGGAUGUCGCAGUUUCAUUGUCCUGCAUAACCAGACGGUUUAUCCGUCUCUGACAAAUUCUUUUCUUAAAGCUGGCAUGGUACAUCACCUGAGCUUCUACACAUCACGCAUUUGUGGGUUUAUGUCCACAAAGAUCAAAUCUGAUCAUGGACCUGAAACCAGAAAGCAGUUAAGUUCUUUGUAAAGUAUUGCUUUUAAUGGUACAUUCACACUAAAAUAUUGGUGGCGUGAUGUGCUUUACUGUAUUUUACAGGAAUCUCUAGACGAAGUGCAUCUUGUGUAUAGUUCUUAGGAUGAAGCAAAAUGAUUGCUUAAUGAAAUGAAUCCGUGCACUCUACUGCUUACAGACAGAAUGACUUUGCCAACUGCUUUUAGGUUAUGUACUUGCAAUUUAUUGUAAAAGCUGUGUGUAAUUGAUUUUGUUGUUCCAUGAAUCCAUUCACUGUAAAUAUUUGUAUGUAUGACUGUACAAAGAUCUAGUAAGUUAACAGUAAGGAACGUGUGGAUUCUAAGCUUAUUCCAAUAAAUGGUCAUAAUGCCGUCA
Tachysurus fulvidraco (yellow catfish) is the source of this 1341-nucleotide messenger RNA. It is a transcript of the gene rnf4, whose product is annotated as ring finger protein 4. The transcript is spliced from 8 exons. Gene Ontology annotation, biological process: positive regulation of transcription by RNA polymerase II. Gene Ontology annotation, molecular function: transcription factor binding. Bases 238 to 789 code for a protein of 183 amino acids. NCBI's taxonomy places the organism in Eukaryota, Metazoa, Chordata, Actinopteri, Siluriformes, Bagridae. The record is from RefSeq and is a predicted model, not a curated record.